AUGACACAGACAGUGUUGGCUCGUCAUCCACUAUUCGCUCAGAUUACAUUGGGGUAUCAGGUGGUGAAGAAGUUCAGUACAUUGCUGGAUCAAUAUUUAGAUGCCCUUUUUGAGAAAAGGGGUUCUACUAGGGAGAAGCCUUUGGCAUCUUUGAUAGAAGCUUUCAAUAACAAUUUACUGAAUGAAUUUGUAAAGAAUGAACAGCAACGCCUUGUAUUUGCGCGGCUAUUGCUUUCAAAACCAGCCUUGGCUCUACUGGAUGCGGGUACAAGUGCUUUGGAUGAAACAAAUGAGGCUAAUUCAUACGGACAUAUAGAAGCCGCUGGUCCAAAAUAG
This is a messenger RNA of Oldenlandia corymbosa var. corymbosa, 336 nucleotides long. The record is from the annotation of a GenBank genome assembly. NCBI's taxonomy places the organism in Eukaryota, Viridiplantae, Streptophyta, Magnoliopsida, Gentianales, Rubiaceae.